Molecule: messenger RNA, 546 nt
Organism: Cylindrotheca closterium
Lineage: Eukaryota; Bacillariophyta; Bacillariophyceae; Bacillariales; Bacillariaceae
Source: the annotation of a GenBank genome assembly
AUGUCUGAAGCUCUUGACCCUCUUGACAAAGAAGAAUUCAAGAGAGUUUUCUUCAAUGCUCACCCCAAGCCUUGGAAGGACGCCUUCCUGGAGAUCAACGGUACCCUCAACAACCAUUCCGUUGCCAGCAUCACUUCCUACAUGCAACGCAAGGCUCGACAAGCACACGACAAGGAAUUGAAGAAUCAACUCCACCAGAAGAUCGAAUCCAAAAAGAAGAAGCGCACGGCUGGUGUCCAUCACAGGGACGAUUUGAAACCUUUCAAGAAAUCUCAUACCGACCCAGAGGAAAACAAGAUGGACAAAGACGAGUACCACAAGCGCGUGGCGGAACUUGCAAAGACAGCCAAGCCGACCAAAAUUUGCUCGCUCAAGCCCAAUCAUAAGAAUCACCUUAUCUCCAAGUGCAAGGCAAUCAACAACUACAAGGCCCGAAUGAGCAACAAGAAGUCCAACAGCUUUGCUGUCAUCAAUCUCCCUGGAGAUAAGCCGGAUGAUGAUUUGACCACCUCUAAAGAGACCAACUCAUCCAACAAGAAUGCCUGA